This is a messenger RNA of Culex quinquefasciatus (southern house mosquito), 3287 nucleotides long. Its product is annotated as acetylcholinesterase. Bases 45 to 3164 code for a protein of 1039 amino acids. The transcript has 8 exons. NCBI's taxonomy places the organism in Eukaryota, Metazoa, Arthropoda, Insecta, Diptera, Culicidae. Gene Ontology annotation, molecular function: odorant binding. The record is from RefSeq and is a predicted model, not a curated record.
UCCUGGUUGGCUGGUUGAUCGUGACGGUGGUCAAUUUCGGAACAAUGUUGAAGUUUGUGAUUUGUCUGGCAUUCCUGGGCUUGGUGGCCGCCUACGACUUCAAGGAUUCGUUCUACAACGAACUCCUGCUGGAAGAUCUGCUCGACUCGGAGGAUGUCCUGACCUCGGCCGAUCGGUUCCGGCGUUCCCCGGCCAUGGCGGACCCGGCGGACGACAAGUGCAAGAAGCAGCACCACAAGCACAAGUGCUGCAACGAUGCCAACACCGACAACCUGGACAAGAUCCGCGACCUCAAGAAGCAGUGCUUCAGCGAGCAGAAGACCAAGGAGCGUUCGGCGCGCGGCAUGAUCGACCCCGUGGACAUGUUCAACUGCGAGAAGAUGAACAAGACCAAGCAGGACCUGAUCUGCGCCAUCGAGUGCGUCGGACGCAAAAAGUCCAUCCUGGACAAGGACGGAAACCUGCUCGAAGCCACCAAGCUGGUCCCGUUCGUGAAGGAAAACUUUGCCGCUGACCCGUGGCAAGAGCCUCUCGUGGAGGGCUUCGUCGAUACCUGCCUGAAGGAGGUCGCGGAAAAGAUGGCCGCCAAGACGGAGGAGUUCCGGUGCAAUCCGGCCUCGUCCCACUUUGGCUACUGCAUGUGGCGCCAGACGACGAUGGCCUGCCCCAAGGAAAAGCAGGAGCAGUCGAAAAAGUGCGAAAAGAUCCGCGAGAAGCUGGCCAACAACGAACCGAUUACGAUGUUCGGCAAGCAUGACUUUGAUGACAACUAUGAUUUCAUCCUGGAGAACUUCUACACCUACCAAACCAAAAACCCAAACCUGUUGAAAAUUGGCGAACCCCAAGAUGGCACCUGCAAGCGACCCCUCAAGUACCACUGCUGUGACAAUCUGAACGAGGAGCAGAACCUGCAGCUGGAGGUGUCCAAAAUCGAAUGCUUCGUCGAGCACGUCCUGACCAGUGCCGAGGGCGUCAUCGAUGCCAAAAAGAUCGCCGGCCCGUUGGACAUAUUUUCGUGCGAAAAGCUCAAGAAAAUGCAGGAGGAAUUUGUGUGCGUGUCGCAGUGCGUUGCCCGGAAGUGGAACAUGACCGACGAGGCCGGAGAUUUGUUCAGCGCCGAAGCGGUCGGCCCGAUCGUUAAGAAGUUCUACGCCGAACAGGUGUACGAAGAUGCGCAGGUUGACAGGUUUGUUAAAGAGUGCGUGGAAUACACGGACAAGUACGCGGCUGCCACCACCGAACCGCAGUGUAAUCCGGCGGCCAGCAGUUUUGCGUACUGUAUGUGGCGCAAAUCGAACCUGGAAUGUCCGGACGCCAAGCGGGACACGUCGGCGGCCUGCGAGCAGCUGCGGGAUAAGCUGACGGAGUCCGCCAUGUCCCCGCUGUCCAAAAUGCUGACCCAGCGAUUGGGCGCCCUCGCCCAGCAAAAUACCCGACGACCUGCUGCCACCAGCCUGUUCCACCCCUCGUUCCGGCUGUUCUCCGCGGAACCCAACCCAGACUCCACCCAUCCAUCCAGCGAAUCCUCACAUCUCCCACUGGUCGACCUCCCCGGCCAGGGCAAACUCCGCGGAUCGCUGACCAAGGGCGCCUGGAGUGGCGUCCCCAUCCAGCAGUUCCUAAACGUUCGCUACGCAGAACCUGCCACCGGAUCGCGCCGCUUCAAGGCCCCGCUUCCAGCGGAGCCCUGGGAGGGGGUGCGAGACGUUUCGAAGCGGGGUCGUGCGGCUCCGUACUACGGCGAUAUGAAGAAGCUGCCGAAGGAGGAGCUGCAGGCGACGCUGGGGGAGCUGGAGGACUGCAUCAGCUUGUGCGUGUACACGAAGGAUCUUACAGCUAAGAAGCCGGUGAUCGUGUACAUACACGGAGGUGGAUUCUACAGCGGAAGCGCUUCCCAGCAUCCGCCGGAGUAUCUGCUGGAGAAGGACGUGGUCUUGGUGGUACCUCAGUACAGACUGGCUGCCCUCGGGUUUCUUUCAACUAAAACGGAGAACAUACCCGGCAACGCCGCGAUCCAGGACGUUCUGUUGGCAUUCCAGUGGGUUAAGAAGUACAUCGCACACUUUGGAGGUGAUCCCGACCAGGUGACCGCUUUUGGACAGUCCGCCGGAGCCGGGAUCAUCUCGGCGUUGACGUUCAGUCCGGCAGCGGACGAGUCCCUGUUCGGUAAGGUGAUCCUGAACUCGGGUGCAGGGUUGGCGAGCAGCUGGUCGGUGGACUACAACCCGGAGCGUAACGCUAGGGAUAUCGCACGACGCGCUGGAUGUGACCCGAAGGCGCCCCUUGCGGAGGUUGAGAAAUUCCUGCUCGAGCUGGACACGUACACGCUGUUGAAGUCGUUCUCGCAGCAUAUGUGGCAAGGAACUCCCAACGGGAUCAACACCAUUGGAGGACAUCGCUUCACGAUCGGAGGUCCGUCGGGGGUCUUCCCGAAGACCCCGUACGAGGUCAUGAAGCGCGGUGGUGGACGCAAGAAUCUCCCCAUGCUGACCGGAGUCGUGAAGCACGAGGGAACGUUCCCGCUGGUGGACAUCUGCGUGAUCCUCGCCCACAUGAAGCUACUGGGGAACAAGGACUUUAUGCGGCACGAUCUGCUGGAGGAGCUGUCCCGCAUUCUGGCCGUCAACGAGAACAGCAACUCGUUGGGACCGUUGACCGCCAAGGCGAUGUUCAACGCCGAAGAUCUCAGUUCGGGAGAUUUCCGCAAGCUGAUCCCCAGCUUGAUCGAUUACUGCGGCACGACGAUCAUCAAGGCGACCACGCUGCGAUCAGCCCAGUACAACAGCCGCCACUGUCCGGACCGGACGUUCGUGUACAGCUUCGACUACCAGGGCGAGCAUACGCGCUUCGGAUACGACCAGGACAUCAGCAAGAUUCCGUUCGACGGCGGCGUCCACCACACCAACGACCUGCUGUACCUGUUCCCGUACCCCAAAUCGGCAGCGCAGCUGAACGCCGCCGACACCGAGAUCGCGAAGCGCAUGGUCGAGCUGUGGAGCUCGUUCGCGAUCGACGGAGUCCCACGGACGCCGGAUCUUCCCGAAUGGCCAGCGUUUAAGAAUAUCUACGGCCCGUACCUGCACAUCGACAAGCAGUUCUCCAUCGGACAGAACUUCCUGGACGAGAUGACGGUCGCGACUGAUGAGGCCCGCAGGGCCAAGUGAAUCAGCUGUUCUGGUCACACGCUUAGUAACCAAAACACACCACAAAGAAUUACCCUAAGAGCUUAGCAUGUUAAGUAACUUUAAGAUAGUCGACUAGCCAAAAUAAAUCUCUAGAUAAACGAA